Molecule: messenger RNA, 1368 nt
Organism: Penicillium longicatenatum
Lineage: Eukaryota; Fungi; Ascomycota; Eurotiomycetes; Eurotiales; Aspergillaceae
Product: putative L-serine dehydratase
Exons: 2
Coding region: 1-1368 (455 amino acids)
Biological process (GO): L-serine catabolic process; L-threonine catabolic process
Molecular function (GO): pyridoxal phosphate binding; L-serine ammonia-lyase activity; threonine deaminase activity
Source: RefSeq, a predicted model, not a curated record
AUGCCUUCCGCCGAAUACCAGACACCUAGCUUCAAAACUCCAUGGAUCGAAACUCCGCUUGUCGAAUCCGCUGCCUUAUCUCGCGCUGCGGGAUGUAGGAUAUUCCUGAAACUGGAGAAUGUUCAGCCUAGCGGCUCUUUCAAGUCUCGUGCUAUGGGCAACCAGAUUCUAUCCCAUCUUCGCAAGCCAGAAUAUGCAAACCGCCGAAUUCACUUCUACGCCUCGUCCGGUGGAAAUGCCGGGUUAGCCGCUGUGUGUGCUGCUCGAACUCUGGGAUACCCUUGCACCGUUGUGGUGCCCCUCUCUACGAAGCCAUUAAUGCUUGAGAAAUUAAAAGCUGCCGGUGCCGCGGACGUCAUUCGCCAUGGCGAGACAUUCUUCGAGGCCGGCUCCUACAUGAAGGAGGUUAUCAUGCAAACUAGCUCCGGUGAUGAUGAAGACGUGGCCAAAAUUGCCCUACACCCCUUCGACAAUGAGCCCAUCUGGGAGGGUAACAGCACUAUCAUUGAUGACAAGCUUAUGGCGGACGGGCACUCCCCUCUCGAUGCUAUCCUCUGCAGUGUUGGUGGUGGUGGUCUUUUGAACGGCCUCGUUAUGGGAAUUGAGAAGCGGCGGUCUAUGAAGCAGAGGGAUAAUGGCUUCUCCAGCACCAGCCACUCCUAUCUGGAUACAGCUUUGGAAACAGUCACUACCACCUCCUCCGUUCCCGUCUCCACUACUCCAAGUCCUAUCAACCUUCUCGCCAUCGAAACAGACGGCACCGACUCCCUAGCAGCGGCCAUCGCCCACAAAUCCCUCGUCUCUCUACCUAAGAUCACCUCCCAAGCCACAUCUCUCGGAGCCAUCCGCGUCUCAGAAACUACAUUCCAAUACGCAGUGUCGCCUCCGCCCGGUAUCAAAGUUCACAGUGCCGUCCUCACAGACGCUGAGGCGGCACGAGGUGUUCUCCGCCUUGCAGAUGAUGAGCGGCUUCUCGUCGAACUCGCAUGCGGAGUCUGUGUCGAAGCGGCCAUCGGCGAUGCCGCCGCCGCCACUGCCGCCGUUGAGUCGGCGAUCCCCGUCGCUGAAGGUCAAAGCUCCAAGAAGCGCAAGAGGGAUAUUGAUGAUACUGCUACCCGAGAUGAGGGUUACGGCGACGACCGGGCCUCUUCGACAGAUAAUGAAGCCGACCUGGAGCCUAGGCCGGAAACCAGUGAAGCUGGCCACGUUGUCACAGCUAAGACUCCUGAACUCACAUCCAAGUUGAAGCAACUACUACCUGACCUCAACUCUCAGAGCAGGGUUGUCAUCAUUGUCUGUGGCGGAAGUAAUGUUACUAUUGAUAUGGCUGGGGAAUAUAGAAAGUUGCUGUCAGAGGGAUGGGUUUAA